Molecule: messenger RNA, 339 nt
Organism: Dipodomys ordii (Ord's kangaroo rat)
Lineage: Eukaryota; Metazoa; Chordata; Mammalia; Rodentia; Heteromyidae
Product: keratin-associated protein 5-5-like
Exons: 3
Coding region: 1-339 (112 amino acids)
Cellular component (GO): keratin filament
Source: RefSeq, a predicted model, not a curated record
AUGAAACCCCAAGACCAGGGAGCCCGUGGAGAGCCUGCUGUUGUUCAAGACCUUCUGGAACAGCACAGACAUGGAGGGUCCAGCUGUUGUAAACCCUGCUGCUGUGAGUCCUGCUGUUGUAAACCUUGUUGCUGUCAGUCCAGUUGUUGUAAACCCUGCUGCUGCCAGUCCAGCUGUUGCAAGCCCUGCUGUUGUGAGUCCUGCUGUUGCAAGCCCUGCUGCUGCCAGUCCAGCUGCUGCCAGUCCAGCUGUUGCAAGCCCUGCUGCUGCCAGUCCAGCUGUUGCAAACCCUGCUGCUCCAGCUGCUGUGCCCCUGUGUGCUGCCAGUGCAAGGUCUGA